This is a messenger RNA of Symphalangus syndactylus (siamang), 6283 nucleotides long. It is a transcript of the gene ANOS1, whose product is annotated as anosmin 1. Gene Ontology annotation, cellular component: extracellular region; cell surface. The record is from RefSeq and is a predicted model, not a curated record. Gene Ontology annotation, biological process: neuron differentiation. Gene Ontology annotation, molecular function: peptidase inhibitor activity; protein binding. Lineage: Eukaryota; Metazoa; Chordata; Mammalia; Primates; Hylobatidae.
GGCCGGAGUUGAAGGAUUCAACUUUCCGGCUCAGUCGCGGCGGCUGCCUGGUCCCCAGCAGUGCAGCCCCGGCGCGGACCAGGGAGCCUCGGCCAGCGCCCGGCGCCCUCGCCCUCGACCCGCAGCCAUGGUGCCCGGGGUGCCCGGCGCGGUCCUGACCCUCUGCCUCUGGCUGGCGGCCUCCAGCGGCUGCCUGGCGGCCGGCCCCGGCGCGGCUGCUGCGCGGCGGCUGGACGAGUCGCUGUCUACCGGGAGCGUCCAGCGCGCCCGCUGCGCCUCCAGGUGCCUGAGCCUGCAGAUCACUCGCAUCUCCGCCUUCUUCCAGCACUUCCAGAACAAUGGUUCCCUGGUUUGGUGCCAGAAUCACAAGCAAUGUUCUAAGUGCCUGGAGCCCUGCAAGGAAUCAGGGGACCUGAGGAAACACCAGUGCCAAAGCUUUUGUGAGCCUCUCUUCCCCAAGAAGAGCUACGAAUGCCUGACCAGCUGUGAGUUCCUCAAAUACAUCCUGUUGGUGAAGCAGGGGGACUGUCCGGCUCCUGAGAAAGCCAGUGGAUUUGCGGCCGCCUGUGUUGAAAGCUGCGAAGUUGACAAUGAGUGCUCUGGGGUGAAGAAAUGUUGUUCGAAUGGGUGUGGACAUACCUGUCAAGUACCCAAGACUCUGUACAAAGGUGUCCCCCUGAAGCCCAGAAAAGAGUUACGAUUUACAGAACUGCAGUCUGGACAGCUGGAGGUUAAAUGGUCCUCGAAAUUCAAUAUUUCUAUUGAGCCUGUGAUCUAUGUGGUACAAAGAAGAUGGAAUUAUGGAAUCCAUCCUAGCGAAGAUGAUGCCACUGACUGGCAGACAGUGGCCCAGACCACAGAUGAGCGAGUUCAACUGACUGACAUAAGACCCAGCCGAUGGUACCAGUUUCGAGUGGCUGCUGUGAAUGUGCAUGGAACUCGAGGCUUCACUGCCCCCAGCAAACACUUCCGUUCUUCCAAAGAUCCAUCUGCCCCACCAGCGCCCGCUAACCUCCGGCUGGCCAACUCCACCAUCAACAGUGAUGGGAGUGUGACCGUCACUAUAGUUUGGGAUCUCCCCGAGGAGCCAGACAUCCCUGUGCAUCACUACAAGGUCUUUUGGAGCUGGACGGUCAGCAGUAAGUCUCUUGUCCCAACAAAGAAGAAGCGGAGAAAGACUACGGAUGGGUUUCAAAAUUCUGUGAUCCUGGAGAAACUCCAGCCAGACUGUGACUAUGUUGUGGAAUUGCAAGCCAUAACAUACUGGGGACAGAUACGGCUGAAGAGUGCAAAGGUGUCCCUUCACUUCACAUCCACACAUGCAGCCAGCAACAAAGAACAGCUUGUGAAAACUAGAAAAGGUGGAAUUCAAACACAACUCCCUUUUCAAAGACGACGACCCACUCACCCGCUGGAAGUCGGAGCUCCCUUCUAUCAGGAUGGCCAACUGCAAGUUAAAGUCUACUGGAAGAAGACAGAAGAUCCUACUGUCAACCGAUAUCAUGUGCGGUGGUUUCCUGAAGCGUGUGCCCACAACAGAACAACCGGAUCAGAGGCAUCAUCUGGCAUGACCCACGAAAAUUAUAUAAUUCUUCAAGAUCUGUCAUUUUCCUGCAAGUAUAAGGUGACUGUCCAACCAAUACGGCCAAAAAGUCACUCCAAGGCAGAAGCUGUUUUCUUCACUACUCCACCAUGCUCUGCUCUUAAGGGGAAGAGCCACAAGCCUGUUGGCUGCUCUGGCGAAGCAGGUCAUGUUCUUUCUAAGGUGCUAGCUAAGCCUGAGAACCUUUCUGCUUCAUUCAUCGUCCAGGAUGUGAACAUCACCGGUCACUUUUCUUGGAAGAUGGCCAAGGCCAAUCUCUAUCAGCCCAUGACUGGGUUUCAAGUGACUUGGGCUGAGGUCACUACGGAAAGCAGACAGAACAGCCUACCCAACAGCAUUAUUUCACAGUCCCAGAUCCUGCCUUCCGAUCACUAUGUCCUAACAGUGCCCAAUCUGAGACCAUCUACUCUUUACCGACUGGAAGUGCAAGUGCUGACCCCAGGAGGGGAGGGGCCGGCCACCAUCAAGACGUUCCGGACGCCGGAGCUCCCACCCUCUUCAGCGCACAGAUCUCAUCUUAAGCAUCGUCAUCCACAUCAUUACAAGCCUUCUCCAGAAAGAUACUAAACUGUUCAAAAAGAUUUUUUGAAAUUGCACAGAUGUGUCAACUUGUUGAACUUCGGCCACGAGACAUGCACACUUCCAGAGGCAGUGGGAACUGCUCAGAGGCCUGGACUCUCGUAUGUGACUUUAGUGCAGGAAGAACUUCUGUCAAUCACGGAUGCAUCUGGAGACAAGUGAGAAACAGUAGAUUGGUGAAGACAGACACCAGUUCCCUACAAGCAUGGAGAAAAUGAAGAAUAGGCCUGUUUAACGCUAAAUUUUGUUUUCUUGUAUGGUGUCGCUCAUUUCUAUUGAAUUACAACAGAACUCAGUUUUCCCUGAAUUUGGAGCACCAAACUCCACCCCAAAAAGGAGAGUAACAAAUACACAAUUCACACUUAACACUAAGCAUAAAUCUAAUCAAUAAAAUAUAUUUUUGACUAAAUUAUUGAUUCGAUAUGAAAAAUCAACUAAGAUUAUACAGCUUUGUUUAUUCGAAUCUUUCCUAAGAUCAUUUUUAUCCUAGGUGAUUUUUAAAUGAAAAUGUGUAAUCUAAAAUAUACCAGCGAAUUUAAAUCUAAAAAUGCUCCUACUUUAAGUACCUUAUGCUGCUCUUUAUGCAAAGGUAAAUCAAAGUUCCCUCUAUAAAUUAUGAUUUACAAAAGACACCCAAGCCAGAGGAACUCAAUGAAAUAAGCUGCUAAUCGGAUUUUACCUUGGAGAAAUGAAAACUAUUUCUUGGGGAUGCCUUUUAAUAUUUGAUCCUAUUAUGUGAGAGAUUUUCCUGAUAUGUUAUCUUAUUUAUAUUUUCUCUUAUUUUCCUCAAUGCAGAUAAUAGCUUUUGGUGCACUUUUGUUUCACCAACUGAAAAUUCACAAAACUUCUUGCUUCAAAUGAAAAAAUCUCAACUAUUGAGCAUGUUUAAAUUUUUGCAGAGAUUUGCCUUUUCUUAAUCAAAGAAAGGUCUUCGUAUGCUAGAAUAUUAUUGGUAAUGUUUUAAAAAGACCUUUGAUCGAUAGAGAAGGACAGUUAUUUGCAUUUAAUUAACCCAUAUGUUUUCAAAUCUAGUAUAUCUUACUUUUUGGAAAAUUUUUAUGCUACAAAUUAGUGCCUUGUAGCAUGAACUUAAGUCAAAACGUGUUAUCAAUAUAGAGUGUUGCAGUGUAUAUUGUAACAACCUAAAACGAAGAGAUGUUUAAUUUAAUACUGUUUUUUCUUGAAGGAAUACUCACAUACAUGGUUUGAAAUGUGCAUAGAUAUGCAUGUCUAGGUAAUUAUAAAUGCAUGUGUGUAUAUAUGCAAAUAUAUGCACAUAUACAUAUAUAGACACAGAGACACAUGCAUAUACAUGAAUAUACCUUGAGCAUGAAUCCCUGGAGAAAUCGUUUUCAUAGCUCACCAAUGGUGAGUAAAGAUACAGCUCUUUUAAAGGUCAUAAGGAUAAUAUAUUUUCCCCAUCAAUGCUGAUUCUGAGAACAGAGCAAUUUAUCAAAAUAAAACACUGUAAAAGAAAGGUGUCCGCAUGUCUUUACCUACCUAAGUAAAACAGGAAGAAAAUCAGUAACAUUAUCCUUAAGUUUUGACAAUGGUACUUGCUUCUUGUUGUUUUACUGUUUCCUGAAUUCAUGCAGAUGCCUGGCCAUUCCUGGGAAGAGUGGAUAACUCAGAAGUCACCGUACUCCACGGGGCCUCACUGCAGUGUCUAAAGGCAGAUGCAAAUUAAAACGCAGAGAAAAUAAUUUUUCUGAUGUUGAUGCAUGUCUUUAGGAAACACAUUUAUAAACAUGAAUACCUGAUAAUAGAUAUUGCAGCCCAUUUCCUGUGUGUUAAAAUAUUUAAAAAGUGGAUAUUCCAGGAAUGUUUUACAGCUUUGUACAAGUAACAUAAAUUGGACACCUCAGAAUGAAAGUUCAUGUUGGUUCUGAAUGGUUCGCUGCAGCUCCUGUCACAGGCUGGGAUGGAUUUAUCACACUGAGUUAUGAAAUUACCUGGUUCUAAGAAUUUUUGAGUGGCAAAAAUAGAAAACAGUCUUCAUCUGAAAACAUCCCUAAGCUUGAAUAAAUGGAUACCAUAGAUAGCUUCUCUUUUUUAUUCUGGUGUCAUUACCAGCGUCUGAAUUUCAAGUUAUUAAAAUUUCAAAAAUUAAAAUUUUUUAUUAUUAGCUAUCCAUUUAUCUUUUACACGAACUUGUCAUGAACAAAUCCAAAUGUUUAUGCCAGCAAAUUUUUGUACUGUUGCAUAGUUAAAAAUGCUGGGAGUCUAUACAUAGAUACAAAAUAUUAUUAAAUUAUUACAUAAAUUUAAUUUUAUAAAAUUUAAUUAUGCUUUUGUCUGGGUAAUAGACAUUGGACAGAUAUUUUUAGUUCAGAUGGUGAUUCUGAAGCUUACAUCUCCCUUAAAAAAAUCUAAAGCUGCUCUUAUGAGCUUCUAAUUUUGGUAUAAAUGAAGAAUUUAAAUUUUAUUGGUGUUAUUGGAAGAAAAAUGCUAUUAAUGGGCUAAUAAAAAACGUGUUUCUCUUAUGGAUUUUAAUAAGCUCCAGUCUUAUUCAAAUGAUCAAAAAUAUAGCUACAAUUUUUUGAAUUUUAGAAAUGUGAUUGCUCUAAUAAAGGAUAAAAUCUAUGCUUUUUAACAAACAUAGUUUUGGUGCCUAAUUCUGUAAUAUGUUUUAUUGAAGUUAGAUUCAUUUCUCUAAUGUGAGAAAAAUAUAUCCAGUAAUAGUAUUGACUGUUUAAAAAAUUGAGCUCAUCAAAAAUAUUGUCAUCAAAUACAGCUGGUUAAUUUGACAUACAUUGCAGUUACAUGCAUUAUUUUUAUUUACAACAUUUGCUCGUUAAUGAUGAAUUUAUCCGUGUUACCCUGUUUUUCUACCUGGAACUCCAUAGAAGGAUAUUUGCAAACCAACAUGUGCUCUUUUCAGUCAUUCAUUGUUUUAAUAUGACAUGGUAGAGAAGAUAAGGUUUAUGGCAGGUAAUUUUUUGUAAUGUGUAUUAAACGAAGUUCAAAGAUUAGAUAAAUACAUCUGUGUCCUGAAAACCUUAGAUACAUAGCCAACUGUAUACAGAGGUUCAUCUCAACAUCAACACUAUUGACUUUUGGGGCUGAAUAGUUCUCUGUUGUGGGGGUUUGUCUUGUGCACUGUAGGUUUUUAGUGGCAUCCACACUUUCUCCUCACCAGAUGCCAGUUGCACCCUCCCCCAAGUUGAGACAACCAAAAAUGUCUCCAGAUAUUGCCAGCUACCCCUUGAGGGACAGUACCUCUGGUUGAGAACCAUUGCUAGAGAAUGAUCUUUACUGAAUUUGCCCUUUAUAAGAAACCCAGUAAAUUUCUAGAGCAAGUCCCAAAAACUAAGGGACAGCUAAGAAGUUAUUAUGGUUGACUUCAAAGGCCUAAACUGUGUCUUUUAUGUCCAGUAAACAACUGAUUAAAAGGUGGAAUUUUGACUCAUAUCUGUAUCAUACAAGUACAAAUACUAAUUUUGCCCUAUGUAUCCGUAAAUGUCAUUUGUGAUAUUGACUUAUUUAUUUAAUGCCCUUUCUUAUGCUGUGGGUUUUCAAGUUUACUCAUUUCUAUGGUUGCAAAUAACUCUAAAACUUAUAUAAACUUUCAUAUUAUAGGCAGAACACAAUGGUUAAAUAUCUGUUGCAUGUACUUUAAAGUUUAUUAUAAGAUAUAAACAGAUAUAUAAAGAUGUUGACUCUUACCUGUGAUUUUGCAUGGCCAGACUCGGUGUCAGGUACGGAGAGGAUUCUCAUGACUGUCUUACCUCUACUGAAUAUUUUAGCAAGUUAUAUGAUUUACGGAGUGAUUAACAGAGGUCUAUAUAAAGUUACUUUUCCCCUUUACUUAAUUAUAUUGUAGUGUGCAGAUAACAAAACUGCUACCUUCUCAUCCAAGUGGUCUGUAGAAUUCAUGUCCCUUACAGUGGUCAUUUAAAGUCAAUAUUUAUUUAUGUAUGUAAUAAAAAAAAGUUGGAUUUUGGUGUAUGUCUGUCAUGUUAUUUAGAGAGAAGUAAUCUUGUAAAAAUGUUUUGUAAAAAACAAAAAAGUAUUGUAAAUAGUCUUGAUAUUCUGUGACUCAUUAUUUUCAUGUUAGAGUUUGUACAUACUGGUUCAAUAAUAAAGUAUCCUUAAACCAGA